This is a messenger RNA of Pyricularia grisea, 2253 nucleotides long. RefSeq lists its product as uncharacterized. NCBI's taxonomy places the organism in Eukaryota, Fungi, Ascomycota, Sordariomycetes, Magnaporthales, Pyriculariaceae. The record is from RefSeq and is a predicted model, not a curated record. Gene Ontology annotation, biological process: ribosomal subunit export from nucleus; maturation of LSU-rRNA; maturation of 5.8S rRNA. Bases 149 to 889 code for a protein of 246 amino acids. The transcript has 3 exons. Gene Ontology annotation, molecular function: ribosomal large subunit binding. Gene Ontology annotation, cellular component: nucleolus; cytosol; preribosome, large subunit precursor.
CCCAAUUUGUACUUCGCAGCAUCUGCCACCACACAUAUCCAUUCUUAUUCCGCGGGUGCCCAGCGAGACCACAAGUCAACAGCAGCGCCUCUCUACACUUUUACUUGAAACAACCGUACGCUACAGACGUGGGAUCUAUCCGGCAAUCAUGGCGGUCCGCGCUCAGUUUGAAAACUCCAACGAGGUCGGUGUUUUUGCCACUCUUACCAACUCAUACUCGCUCGUCGCCAUCGGUGCGAGCGAAAACUUCUAUAGCGUGUUCGAGGCCGAACUCCAGGACGUUAUCCCCAUCUGCAGAACCACGAUCGCCGGCAUGAGGAUAGUGGGUCGUCUUACAGCAGGAAAUCGCAAGGGACUGCUAGUGCCCACCACGACGACAGACCAGGAGCUACAGCACUUGCGAAACAGUCUACCGGACGAGGUUAAGAUUCAGCGCAUCGAGGAGCGGCUAUCGGCGCUUGGUAACGUCAUCGCGACCAACGACCACAUAGCACUCGUGCACCCAGAUCUGGAGCGCGAGACGGAGGAGAUCAUCGCCGAUGUGCUGGGCGUCGAAGUCUUCCGGCAGACGGUUGCCGACAACGUGUUAGUCGGCUCGUACAUGUCGCUCUCCAACCAGGGCGGUCUUGUCCACCCAAAGACGUCGAUCCAGGACCAGGACGAGCUUUCGAGCUUGCUACAGGUGCCGCUCGUCGCUGGUUCCAUCAACCGGGGCAGCAACGUUGUCGGCGCCGGUAUGGUUGUCAACGACUGGAUGGCCGUCACGGGUCUGGACACAACGGCCACGGAGCUGAGCGUCGUUGAGAGUGUCUUCCGCCUAGGCGAGGGUCUGGGUCCAAGCAACAUCAACACAAACAUGAAGGACACUAUGGUCGAGUCGUUCUACUAAGCAGCUUUGUCACGUCUUACGAUUCGAUUCCGGGCUUCGAGGCCUCUUUGUGCGGGACGCUCUCCCGGCACCCUUUUUCAUUCCCUUACAUCCUCGUCUCGGGCAUCUCGGGGUAUCGUGGCAAGAUAGCCAUGUUAUGAAAAAUGUAGAAGGAAGUUGACAGGGGCGUUUUUAAGGGUGUUUUCUCCCUCGAUUUCCAACCCCGGAAACAACCAGCUACGACACCGCGUCACUUCGGCAGCUUGUUGCUGUCUCUUUUCAUGUCAUGCUUGAUUCUCAACUUAGAAGGAGGAUACAGUAUUGCGCAGCGUCAAGAAAAGCACAGGCAUCUUAUGCCCUACUGGGCAGUGUGGCGUCUGGGGAGUUCCACCACUACUCCGAUUUUUUACAACUGAUUUUGUAUACUAUCUUCUUCGGAACACUCUUGCAUGGGAUCGGCGUUCUCAGCAGGGGAGGAGUUGGGCUUACACUAUUAAGGGUUUUUUGCUGGGUUUACUUUCUUUUCCCUUUUUUUUCCCCUCCUUUUUUUUUCAUUUUUUUUCGGCGCAGAACAAAAGUUGGAUUGUUUGGUAUGCAUCUUGAUCAGAUGUCACAGCAUUGCAAAAGACUUGAAAUUGUUUCUCCGAUUUGCAGUUGCCACAUGCACAAUUAAAGUUACUGAUUGUGAGCGUGCAGGUGAAGGAGCACAUGAAAUUCAUCGACAAUGCCAAUUCCAUUUGCUAAUUCUAUGUUAUGCGAACUGGAAUCUGCAACCCAGGUAGGCAUGGCGAAACAGGAGACAUGAUGAGAGGUUUACUGCCAAAGAAGGGCCGGGUGGCGAACAGUUACUAUUAUAAGUUGCGAUAAAAAAAACGUAAUCUUUUUUGUUUUCCAAGUCAGAACAUAGAAUUUUCAUACCCUUUCACAAAUCUUAAACUCCGAGACAAGGAGAAAAUCAACCAAACAACCGAGAAAGCCCCAAGACAUCGUCAAGAGGAAGCAAAAAAAAAAAAACGAUGAAGUCGAAAGAUAGAGAAAAGAAACCUUGAUAAGAUCAAAGUCCUGGUCUCCCGCACCCUUUCGACAAACUUUAUGCAUGCGUGCAGAUGACCUUCCGAUGCAAAAAAAGAAAAAAAAAGUGAACAAAAACAAUAUGAAUAAUAACCUCCAAACAGAGAGACUUUGUGGAUAUAAUCAGAACGCCGACUUUGCUAUGCCGCUUCGAGAUAAAACCCGCCGUUGAAAAAGAAAGAAGACUGGGCGAGACCAAAGUUAAGAACAUACAUGUAUAUAUUUGCGUGAAGAAAAAAAAAAAAAGGGGGGGGGGGGGGGGGGGCUCAUGUCUGAUAAAAAGUUUAAGCCUCAACUCGAAUGAGAGAGACAUA